ACAGGACAACUAGCAGGUAUAAGAGGUGCCUGGUCGACUGCGCUGCAGUAAAAACGGCUACAAUUCCCUGUUCACUCCUUUUGUCAGUUUUGAAUUGAAAACAAAUUUCAGCAAUGACUCUCUCUCCGACGAUACCGCACUUGCGCAAAGCGGGCACAACGCAGCAGCUCGUGGUCAAUGACCGGCCGUUCCUUGCCCUCGCAGCUGAGCUGCAAAACUCCUCGAUGACUUCGGCGGAGUAUAUGGAGCCUGUCUGGCAGAAGUUGGUUGAUACCAACAUCAAUACCGUCUUGGGGUGUGUUACUUGGGAGGACAUUGAGCCCGUUGAGGAUCAAUUCAACUUUGCUGAAUUGGAUAAGGUUAUUCUGGGGGCGAGAAAACAUGGACUACACCUUGUACUGCUGUGGUUUGGCUCCUUCAAGAAUGGUAUAUCCACCUACGUCCCAUCGUGGAUCAAGACAAACACGCGACGAUUCCCUCGUGCCAAGCUGCGCAAGGCUGGCGGUGUCCUCCAGACCGGCGACGUGCUAUCUAUUUUCCACGAAGAAGGAUGUCAGGCUGACGUGAAGGCUUUCUCUCGUCUCUUACAACAUGUCAAGGAGGUCGACGGCGAGCACUCGACCGUGGUCAUGGUGCAAGUCGAGAAUGAGACUGGGCUACUGGGUGACUCGCGAGAUGGCUCUGCUGCAGCAGAGAAGCGAUUCAACGAAGCUGUCCCCGAGAAUCUGGUACAAUUCUUGUCACAGGAUUGGGAAAACCUCCACGCGGAUAUCAAGGUCAAUUUGAAGCACUUCAAAGCUCAGACUAGUCCCUGUGGAACAUGGGAGCAAGUCUUCGGCAAGGGUCCACACACAGAUGAACUGUUCAUGGCAUACCACUACGCCAAAUAUCUCAACAAAGUUGCGACUGCAGGAAAACAAGAAUAUCCACUCCCCCUAUACACCAAUGUCUGGCAAAACUCCGCGGGCGACGACAGCGACAAUGGAUUCCCCGUCGUUGCUGGCGGAGGCGGCUACCCGGGCGACUACCCGUCGGGAGGUGGCACAAGCACCGUCCUCGACGUAUGGCAGAAGUUUGCUCCCUCGCUGGAUUUCAUCUCGCCCGAUAUCUAUCUGAAUGACUAUACAAGUACCUGUCGAAAAUACCGCCACCGCAACCAGCCGCUUUUCAUCCCCGAGCAGCGGCGUGAUGAGUACGGCGUGCGGCGCAUUUGGACUGCCUAUGGCUCGUUCCAGGCCAUCGGGGUAUCACCCUUUGGCAUUGAUACCCUGGAGCCAGCGACAAACCCAUUCACCAAGCACUACGGUCUGCUCAAAUCUGUCUCCCAGAUUAUCCUUGAUGCCCAGACGCGGCCCGACAGCUCGAUCGGAUUCUACUUCGACGAGCUCGCCGCCGACGGCACCGAUCCGUCUAAGCCGGUCAUCAAGCACUGGGCCGGGUACGAAAUUAUCAUCGAGCGAUGCUUCGUCUUUGGCAAGCCCGGGCCUGGCGCGGGAAUGGUCAUCCACCUAGGUGGACCUAAGUUCCUCCUGAUCGGAUGGGGCUUCCAAGUUCGCGCCCGGUCCCUCUCACCGACCAGCACGUUUACGGGAUUCCUGCGAUUCGAGGAGAAGCAGGUUGUGAAUUCGGAGAUGGGUGAGCUGCACACUCUGAGGUCUCUGAAUGGGGAUGAGACUCGGAGUGGUAUCUGUGCUAUGAUGCCGAAUGAGGAUCCGGAUUAUGGGGGUUUCCCGAUUUGUGUGACUAUCCCUGCGAAUACGAUGAUUGCCGAGUUGGAGGUGUACUCGAUUGAGGAGGUGGAUGAUGUAUGA
Penicillium subrubescens is the source of this 1811-nucleotide messenger RNA. Its product is annotated as putative beta-galactosidase. The coding region runs from base 114 to 1811 and encodes 565 amino acids. Lineage: Eukaryota; Fungi; Ascomycota; Eurotiomycetes; Eurotiales; Aspergillaceae. The record is from RefSeq and is a predicted model, not a curated record. Gene Ontology annotation, molecular function: beta-galactosidase activity. Gene Ontology annotation, cellular component: beta-galactosidase complex. The transcript has 2 exons. Gene Ontology annotation, biological process: carbohydrate metabolic process.